CUCUCUCUCUCUCUCCCUCUCUCUCUCCCUCUCUCUCUCUCCCUCUCGCCUGUCUUCAUGUCGUGGAUUGAUGAACGCGAAUCGCGUGUAAGCGCCGCCACCGCCGGGAGUCUGAGGAAUUCGCCUGGGCUGUUAAAGGAAAGAGCUAAGUGCGGGAGCGCGAGCUCUACCUACCGACAGUGAAGAGAGCCGCCGCCGCCGCCGCCGCCCGCUUGCCCGCCGCCGCCCGCGCCCAGCCCGGGAGCUGCGCCGCCCCGCCGGCCGCCGGCACCCAGGCGCCCCCCACCUGCCCAGCCCGGCCCGCCGCCCCGGGGAGCCGGCCGGCCUGGGGAUCGCUCCCGGGGGGAGGGCAGUUUCGGGGGUCCCGGGCGGGGGAGUCGGGAGCCAGAGGGGAGGGGGCGGCGGGUUUUCAUGUGCCCAGCAUGAGCUCCUACUUCGUCAACCCCCUGUUCUCCAAGUACAAAGGCGGCGAGUCCCUGGAGCCGGCCUAUUACGACUGCCGCUUCCCGCAGAGCGUGGGCCGGAGCCAUGCGCUGGUGUACGGGCCCGGCGGCUCGGCGCCCGGCUUCCAGCACGCCUCGCACCACGUCCAAGACUUCUUCCACCACGGCACCUCGGGCAUCUCCAACUCGGGCUACCAGCAGAACCCGUGCUCGCUGAGCUGCCACGGAGACGCCUCCAAAUUCUAUGGCUACGAGGCGCUCCCCAGACAGUCCCUUUAUGGGGCUCAGCAAGAGGCGAGCGUGGUGCAAUAUCCCGACUGUAAAUCCUCCGCCAACACUAACAGUAGCGAAGGACAAGGCCACUUAAAUCAAAACUCGUCUCCCAGCCUCAUGUUUCCAUGGAUGAGACCCCACGCUCCGGGGCGGCGCAGCGGAAGGCAAACUUACAGCCGGUAUCAGACCUUGGAACUAGAAAAGGAGUUUCUCUUUAAUCCUUAUUUGACACGAAAGCGUCGGAUUGAAGUCUCUCAUGCCCUGGGACUGACCGAGAGACAAGUGAAGAUCUGGUUCCAGAACCGAAGGAUGAAGUGGAAAAAGGAGAACAACAAGGAUAAACUGCCCGGAGCCCGAGAUGAGGAGAAGGUGGAGGAGGAAGGAAACGAGGAAGAGGAUAAAGAAGAGGAGGAAAAGGAAGAAAACAAGGACUGAGCGAAAAAGAGAGACAUCCCCCCCCCCUCCUUUAGCAACUCCCUUGAAGUUUCAUUUUAUGGUAGCAGAUAAAUUGAGAAGUUUACGACUGUCAUUUGCUUUUAUAGAGAAUAGAAUGACACUCACAACUCUAACUACCUGUCA
This is a messenger RNA of Cervus elaphus (red deer), 1295 nucleotides long. It is a transcript of the gene HOXC8, whose product is annotated as homeobox C8. Lineage: Eukaryota; Metazoa; Chordata; Mammalia; Artiodactyla; Cervidae. The transcript has 2 exons. Gene Ontology annotation, molecular function: RNA polymerase II transcription regulatory region sequence-specific DNA binding; DNA-binding transcription factor activity, RNA polymerase II-specific. Gene Ontology annotation, biological process: regulation of transcription by RNA polymerase II. Gene Ontology annotation, cellular component: nucleus. The record is from RefSeq and is a predicted model, not a curated record. Bases 423 to 1151 code for a protein of 242 amino acids.